AUGGUCCGGCUAUCAAAUUCCAUAACUGCAGCUCUGCUUGCGGUCACAACCUUUGCCCAGCGUCUACCGACUCCACCCACUCCACCCAGUCCUCCAAGCCCGCCUAGUCCACCCAGCGCCCUUCCCAGCACUUUCGAAUGGGUAUCCACAGGCCCUCUAGUCGGUCCAAAGAAUGACGGCCGCGGCAUCGACGGCAUCAAAGAUCCCUCCGUCGUCCUCAUAGACGGCAAAUACCACGUCUUCGCCAGCACAGCAAGUGAGAAAGACGGCUACAACCUUGUCUACUUCAGUUUCACCGAUUUCAACAAAGCAAACGCAUCCACCUUCUACUAUCUAGACCAGAGCCCCAUCGGAACGGGCUACCGUGCUGCUCCUGAGGUCUUCUACUUCACUCCUCAUAAGCUCUGGUAUCUCAUCUAUCAGAACGGCAAUGCCGCGUAUUCUACAAAUAAGAACAUCAGCGAUCCUGCUGGCUGGAGCGCUCCAAGCAAUUUUUACAACGGAACGCCAGCUAUCGUCACGGCGAAUAUCGGCGAUGGAUAUUGGGUUGACAUGUGGGUAAUUUGCGACGAGGCCGAAUGCCACCUCUUCUCCUCCGACGACAAUGGCCACCUCUUCCGCUCAUCGACUUCACUUGCGAAAUUCCCACAAGGCAUGAGUGAUCCCGUGAUCCACUUGUCUGCGCCUAAAUAUGAUCUGUACGAAGCAUCUCUUAUGUAUAAAGUUGGGCCCAAGAAAUACCUCCUGAUCGUCGAAUGUAUUGGUAAAGCCGGGUUUCGAUAUUUUCGAUCUUGGACGUCGGAAAGUAUUGCAGGAAUGGCGACUCCGCUUGCUGCCACGGAAGAGAACCCGUUCGCUGGGCUGACUGAUGUUACCUUCAACGGACCUGUGUGGUCGAAGGAUAUCAGUCACGGAGAGGUGAUCCGGACUCAAGUUGACCAGACUUUGUCGAUCGAUCCGUCUAAUAUGCGCUUUUUGUAUCAGGGCAAAGAGUGA
This is a messenger RNA of Glarea lozoyensis ATCC 20868, 996 nucleotides long. RefSeq names its product Arabinanase/levansucrase/invertase. Bases 1 to 996 code for a protein of 331 amino acids. Gene Ontology annotation, molecular function: alpha-L-arabinofuranosidase activity. The record is from RefSeq and is a predicted model, not a curated record. Gene Ontology annotation, biological process: L-arabinose metabolic process. The transcript has a single exon. Lineage: Eukaryota; Fungi; Ascomycota; Leotiomycetes; Helotiales; Helotiaceae.